Syngnathus acus (greater pipefish) is the source of this 2074-nucleotide messenger RNA. It is a transcript of the gene arid5a, whose product is annotated as AT rich interactive domain 5A (MRF1-like). NCBI's taxonomy places the organism in Eukaryota, Metazoa, Chordata, Actinopteri, Syngnathiformes, Syngnathidae. Gene Ontology annotation, molecular function: transcription cis-regulatory region binding. Gene Ontology annotation, cellular component: nucleus. The record is from RefSeq and is a predicted model, not a curated record. The transcript has 7 exons. Gene Ontology annotation, biological process: regulation of transcription by RNA polymerase II. Bases 221 to 1852 code for a protein of 543 amino acids.
AUUAGAUUUUAACAUAAUGUAUAUUUUGAAAGCACAGUUCAUAGUUUAUAUAAUGUAUAAAUUAGCAGUGAUGCAUUUGAAAUCCAGCUCCCAUAGAUGAAAUAGAGAAGUCAGGGGUUAUAUUGAAAGCAGACUUUGAAUUUGAAGCCGCAGCACAGGAAGCGAGCGAUCUCAAAAGGAGCAUAUUGGUUUACACACAAACGAGACAGCGGUUGAAGAGAUGAGAGCAGACACCUCCGGCCUGAAGGGACUUUCAUUCAUUUUAAAAUCUCCUGAGGACCAGAGUGCGAGGGUGGUCAGUAAAGAAGAUAUGGAGACACCGCCGGGCGAGACGUCUCCUCCAGUCAUUAAGGUCCAUGGCAAAUAUAAGGAAGUAUCGCGGCCCCGGGUGCAGCACGUGGAGGAGAAGUCAUUUGUAUCAAGUCUGCACUCCUUUAUGAAAGAACGAGGCUCGCCCAUCGAAAGAAUCCCACAUCUGGGCUUCAAACAGAUUGACCUUUGGAUGAUCUACAAGGCAGUUGAGAAAUUGGGCGGAUACAAUUCAGUGACAGCGCGACGCCUGUGGAAGAAAGUGUAUGAUGAACUGGGAGGAAGUCCCACUAGCACCAGUGCUGCGACCUGCACUCGCAGACACUAUGAGAGGCUCGUGUUGCCCUAUGAAAGACAUUUAAAAGGAGAAGACGAUAAGCCUCUCCCACUCAGCAAACCAAGGAAGCCUUAUAAAAGGAAUUCGGGAGGAAAAAUAAAAGCCGAGUGGAAGGGGGAAAGGAGCAAGGCAGACAGAGAAGGAGAUUCGGAGAGGCUGCUUUCAGCAGGAUCGAGUCAGAGUGAAGCAGCGGCGCAUCCUGGUUCUGUUCUCUGGUCGGCUGACGCUGACAGGCGCCAGCCGCAAGUGCCCCUGGCGCCUGACCUUUAUGCAUAUUACCACCUGCUGCACGGCCCCGCAACAACACCCUGGCCCGCAAACAUCUCAGCUGUCGGAGAGGUCAUCUCUCCACUGGAGAAAAAGAAACGCCUGGCACAAGCCAGCCUUCGAGCGAAUCCGCAGGGGGAGGAGAGGGACAGGCCUUCUGUAAUCCACCGCUCGGCGUCGCCAGCCUCCGGCAGCCACAAGUGCGACUCCUCUGACGGCUCGCCUCGCCCCGUCUCUUCUUCCUCGCUCUCCUCCAGGAGCCCGUCCCUGUGCUCCAUCUCAUCAGAGGAUGAAAAUCACUCUGCACCGAGUUCAGAUUUGGCUCCCGACUGCUCCAUCCGAAAUGACGACACGCCCGUGAGACACGUGUCGAAAGAUCCAUCUGGAGAGAGUAAGGACAGAGAUCAAGUCAAAAUAUUAGAGAAAAAUCACAUUAGAGAGCAAAAUAUUGCCACCAAAGACCUUACAUAUUCUUCUCCCAAAUUCAAGUCUGACUGUGUCCCAACAUCUUCCUCUGGUUUCAUCAGAGUUUUGACAAAAUCUGCUCAGCUACCGCGGCCUGCUCCUAUCCGGCCAGGCAACAGAAUCCAACACGACGCUUUGACGCAUCACAACAAAUCUUUCAAAACUAUCCCACCUUUGUCUUCAUGGGAAAUGUUCAGGGCAAUGCCAACAAAGUUUCCUCCUGCCCAGCAGAGGCUAUCCCAUACCUCCUGCGUCACGCCGUCUUAUGACAUGUUAAGAAGAGACUCUUAUCUCCGGACCACGCUGCAGCAGGCGAACUUCCUCCCCCGAAUGAGAAUACCUCAACCUCACCUCCCGUACCGCCAUGUCCCUGUCAGCACGGCUCACUCUGCUCUCAUCUACCCAUACCCGUGCACCAUGCCUCUGUGGGGUCCUCACGCCAUCCCCCAAUUUUAUACUCCACACAAACUAUGAGCUUUCUCUCCACGCUUCAUCAAUUUCUACAGAUAGAAAAAUUGUUUUUUCACCAUUUCAAUGCAGCCGCCAAACCAUUUGACAUUCUGUGGUUAGAACAUCGAUUCCCCACUAGCUACACGUCAGGAGGGUGGCAUGCGAGAUCACAUUUAUCACUAAUAUGGUGUAAAUGAGUAGAGUGAAUAUUUAUGUUGCAAGUAAUAAAGUAAUUAAAAAAAGUUA